CGUUUAUUUUGGGUGUAACAAUACCUACUAUAUACUUUUGAUUUUAUUUACUGAUCAUAUGAUAUAAACAAACAAACCAACAUUCAUAUUCAACAAUGAGUUUGUUUUUGUUUUAAACGAAUCUAAUUACUAUUCGUAAAGAGAGAGAGAGAGAGCCAUAGAUAGGGGGAUAGAUAGAUAGUUACAUAUUUCGAUUAGUUUGGAUUUUCCUUGAUUCCCGCCCAAUUUGUUUGUUAUGUAACUACGCUCAGUAUGCAUAUCACUAUGUAACCAGUCCCAAGUUCCCAAUACAUCAAGAAUAAAAGUGAAUGAAUAUGAUAACCAAUAAUAAUCAUUCUACUAAUGAUGACAAUAACAAUAAUAGUAGUAUUAAUAGUAGUAUAAAUGGUAGUAUAAAUAGCAAUAAUCCUAUAAAUAAUCAUCCAAAGGAGUAUAAUUGGUUCACUAUAUCCCUUUAUAAUCAUCAUUUUAAUUCAUAUUCUACGGAAUUAUUUAAUUCAUUCACUUAUUCUAAUGAUUCCAUUGAUAAAUUAGGUCAACAAUUUACACAAUUAGCUAAUCAAUCAAUCAAUACUUCUAUCAAUCAUGAAUCAAUAAAUUAUAAUUAUAUUCAACAAUUAAUAAUCAAUAAAAAAUCAAUAAUGAAUGUUAAUAAUCAUAACUUAUCAAAUACCUUAGAAACUAAUAAUUUAUCAACCCUGAAUACACCAUCCUUAAAACGUGCGGUACCAAUUAUUGAUAAACGAUAUAAUAAAUCAAUAAAUCGAUUAAACAAUCCUAUUAUAUAUCACAAUGAUAAUAAACAAUCAAUAAAGACAAUAUCUAUGAAUAGUAAUCAUAAUCAUUAUAAUAAGAAUGAUAGAUUGCCUAGUAACAAUAUGAUCAUAGAUACUACAUCACUGACUUGUAUAACAACAACAACAACAACAACAACAACGAGUACAACGAGAACAUCAAAUUUAUUGAAUUAUCAUCAUUCUGAACCAAAUAUGAUAGAAGAUAGAAAUCUAUUGAAUAGAUCAUCUCACUUAUCUUAUUCAUUAACAUCAAUGAUAUCAAGAUCAUAUUUAAUGAAUAGUAUAUCAAAUGAUAAGAAUAAUAAUAUAAGUCAUGCCAAGAAUCAAUCACAAUCAAGUAAUAAUACUAAUAAUAGUAAUAAUAGUAAUAAUAGUAAUAGUAAUACUAAUGGUAAUGGUAAUAAUAAGUAUUCAUCCAUUGAACAUAACAACAAUGAUAAUCCUAAAUCAAAUGGACUUGGUCUUUAUUGUAUAUUAAAUACAAUUGGUUUAGGUAAUUUUUCACAAGUAAAAUUAGCAACUCAUGUUUUAACAAAAGAACGUGUUGCAAUCAAAGUUUUGGAUAAAAGUAAAAUGAAUACAUCAACUAGACGUUUGUUAAGUCAAGAAAUCUCGAUUUUAGAAAGUUUACAUCAUCCAAAUAUUAUUCGACUUUAUGAAGUCAUUGAAACAUUUUCCCAUUUAAAUUUAAUUAUGGAAUAUGUAGCUGGUGGUGAUUUAAAUCGAAGAAUAAUUAAAUAUGGUAAAUUAAAUGAACCAGAAUGUAGAAUUGUAUUUGCACAAUUAAUAGCUGCUGUAAAUCAUUUACAUGAACGUAAUAUUGUUCAUCGAGAUAUAAAAGCAGAAAAUAUCUUAUUCACAUAUGAUUUUAAAUAUACUACUCAAAUCUAUAAUAAAUCAUCUAAAUUAAAAAAAGGAACAAAAAUCAAAGGUAAUGAUGUUAAACAAAAAAAAAAUCAUCCAAAUUUUAUUGAUCCAAAUAAACAAACUAAUAAAAUACAAAAAUUAUUACAUAAUCAUCAUCAUCAUCAUCCUCAGAAACGAUCUAGAUCAUCAGAGAAGAAUGAUCAUUCUAUUAGAACAUCAUCAUCAUCAUCCAAAUAUAAAAUGAAACAAGAAGAAUAUCAAUCAACUAGUUAUGAUAGAAAAAAGUUGGGUAAAUCAAAUUCAAUUGAAAAUGAUGAAAUUGAAGAAAGUUUAGAUUUAUGCCCAGAUCAUUAUCGUGUGAAAUUAGUUGAUUUUGGUUUUAGUAAAUUAAUAAAAGAAUCAAAUCAACAAUUAACAACAUUUUGUGGUUCACCAGCAUAUGCUGCACCAGAAUUAUUUGAAUCAAAAUCUUAUCGUGGUGGACCAGUUGAUAUGUGGGCACUUGGUAUAGUAUUAUUCUUUAUGUUAACUGGUUUAUUACCAUUUAAUGGUACAACUGUUGGACAAGUAAGACGUUUAGUAUUAGAUAAUUGUGGUUUACAACCACCAGAUAGUUUAUCACCAGCAGCAGCUGAUUUAUAUCGUAAUUUAACAGCACGUCAACCUGAUCUACGUCCAACUGCAUCACAAUUAAUUAAAUAUGCACAAUUUGCUAGAAAAGAUUUAACACCAAUUGAAAUUGUAUUACGUCAACGUUCAACAUGGACAAAUUGGUUAACCGGUCAAACAUUUCCUAAACCAUUACCUCGAUUUAAACAUUGUCCACCUCUUCCUACAACUCCUCAAAUCAAACAAAGCCUUUUAGAUUCAUCUUCAUCAGGAUAUAAAAUAAACAAAACAGUAUCCAUUGAUAAAACUAUCUCAAAUGAUAUCGUUCCUUCAUUUGAUCUAAUUCAUAAACAAUCAAUCAAUACUAUUCAAAACAAUAUAGAUCAUCAAUCUGACAUUCAGACAUUGAAUAGUGAUAAUAAAGAAGGAUUAAAUGGGAACUUCUUAUCAGAACAAACAUUAUUGAAUCAUUUAAAUGAUAAUCAAGAUGAUGCUGAAUUAGAAGCAACUAAUUAUUUAUUAUCUAAUUUAGGUAUUACCAAAGAUGAAAUACAAAAUUCUUAUAAUUAUGUAACACGUUCUGCUGUUACUGGUGCAUAUCGUAUUAUGUUACAUAAAAUUCAUAGAUCACGACGUCUUAGUCAAUUGGAUCAAAUGACAUUAACCCCUUACAAUAAUAAUAAUAAUAAUAAUAAUAAUAAUAAUAAUAAUAAUAAUAAUAUGAAAUUAAUCAAAUUCAAUUCUAAUUUAUCAUCUAUUCAAAGUUCCAUACAUUUGGAACCAGAGAAUAACAAUAAUCUAAAUCCGAAUUCAUUCAAAUCUCAUACCAUAUCAAUUCCAUUAAAACAAAAUCAUUCCAUUAAAUUGAAUACAAAUAAAAAAUUGAAUAAUGAACAAUCAUUCAAUAAUAAUAAUGGUAAUAAAUCAGCAAGUAGAUUAUGCUACUUAAUUUAAUCAUUUAAGUAGUAUCAUAAAUAGUGUCAUAGUAAUAAAUAAAUUUUUUUUUAAAAAUGAUAAAUCAUUACUUAUUAUUAUAAUCAAUAUUUUACAAUCGAUUUUUUUUUGCAACUAUAUCUAUUUAUUGAUUUAUUGAUUUGCUGAUAUUUUUUUUAUUUUUCUUUCCAAAAAAAAAG
This is a messenger RNA of Schistosoma rodhaini, 3406 nucleotides long. NCBI's taxonomy places the organism in Eukaryota, Metazoa, Platyhelminthes, Trematoda, Strigeidida, Schistosomatidae. The record is from the annotation of a GenBank genome assembly.